AUGCUCGACGUGUUCGAUAUUAGGAGGUCUUGCGAAGAGAACAACGACCACCUCGGACAACCCAGCCGCAAUUUGGCCUCAAUCCAAAAGGACGACUGGGGCGCCUAUGGUUCAGGCCACAAAUUCCUGUCCAAAUUAUCGAGAAGUGGAGUCCCAUUGAGCUCAUACGCGUAA
This is a messenger RNA of Laccaria bicolor S238N-H82, 174 nucleotides long. RefSeq lists its product as uncharacterized. The record is from RefSeq and is a predicted model, not a curated record. The transcript has a single exon. Lineage: Eukaryota; Fungi; Basidiomycota; Agaricomycetes; Agaricales; Hydnangiaceae. The coding region runs from base 1 to 174 and encodes 57 amino acids.